This is a messenger RNA of Nezara viridula (southern green stink bug), 631 nucleotides long. Lineage: Eukaryota; Metazoa; Arthropoda; Insecta; Hemiptera; Pentatomidae. The record is from the annotation of a GenBank genome assembly.
AAACAACAAAUCUCGUCACAAAACAUCUUUAAAACAAUGUAUGGUUUAAAUUUUUGUUUUCGUUUUAUCCAUCCGACCGACAAACAACAGAAACUAGCAGAGGAAAGAAAGCAAUAUGGCUACCGCGAAUAAGUUAGGAAUAAGUUGCAACGCUUUGCAGAAAGUGGGCCCGCUACUUAGCACCCCGAGGUGGGACCGGGCCAUUAGACAGGGAUACCAACCUAACACAAUGGUCCAUACAUCACCGCCUUUUGGAUAUCUGCAGUCAUUAUCGCGGGUAAAUGAAGCUGUGGCAGCGAUAUUGGCAAUAACUCACUCACUAUCGAUCCUCAGCUUUCAUUUCGACGGUUUAAUAUCCUUCCUUGUAAAGGUUCCUCGACUGGCCUGGUUGCUUCACGCUCAGGAGUCAGCGAGGCCGCUGGGCUUUUUCACAUAAUGCAACAAAUCCAUCCCAAUGCUUGGAUUAUUUCGUUAUGGGAGUUCAUAUCUGACUUCAAAUCAUGAUCCAAAUUAAAUCAUAUUUCAUAUAAUUUUCGUUUUAUUUCUUGUUUUUUAUAACCUAUACUUUUCAUUUAGUUCAUCUGUGUACUUCAAGUAUUGGUUUAGUACCAAACAAAAUAAAAUACUUACC